ACUAUCCCAAUGAAAAUGAGGUUCUCACUAUUAUUUUCGUUUGUUAUUGUCGUUGGAUUAUGCAGUUAUAAGUUUUCUGAGGCUAGAGAGCCUGUAUGUUCUAAAUUUGCAUAUGAAGAACAACUUUUAGAGAAAAUGAUCAGGACUGAAAUAAAGGUAGAAACAAUGGUGAAUGAAAUUAAGAAAACUGAGGAUAAGGUCAUCAGUACAUUAGGCGACAUUAAACAAACAGUUGCAGAUUUUACGGACAUGUUUGCGGACAUGAAGGGGAACAUAACGAACGAGAUGUUAAAUAGAGGUGAUGAAAUAAAAAGAAGAGAAGAAACGUUCAAAACAUCAUUUGAGGAAACAAGGAAAAACCUGACAAGUGACAUCGAGGCUGAAAAAGAGAAACUUUUUCAACUCCAAGGAAAACUUGAACAACCUGCUAUCGCUUUCUAUGCACAUCACUUGAAAGACCUGCUUCUUGAUACUACAGAUGAGAUUCUCAUAUUUGAAAAGACAUUCACUAACGAGGGAACAGGUUACGACACGUCCACGGGAUUGUUCACGGCACCUGUUGGAGGACUGUAUCAGUUUGAUGUUCAUAUAUGUACUUCAUAUAAGAAAUAUGCAUAUCUUGGCCUGGUGUUGGAAGGUAGUGUUAUCACAGCACAUGCACACUUUGGUGAUGAAAAUAGCAGCUGUACAUCAUUUGGAGCAAUAAAAAGAGUUAGAUCAGGAGAAAAAGUUUGGGUCAAAUCAACAUCGUCAGGAUCUAACCGCAAGCUAACACAAGGCUCAUAUAGCAUGAACACAUUUAGUGGAGUACUUGUCAGUUACUGAAUUAUAAAUAAAUCAAUAAACAUUGACGGGAGUAAAAUCUGAUUUCAGUGUUAUAAGGAGACGUUUAACGUAAACGUUUUGAUGUAAACUGCAUGAAUAAAUUUUGAGACUCUUAAUAACAGUCGUGUUUUGUGAAAUAAGUCGAAAAUUGUCAAUUUAUAUAUGAUGUGUCUUUAUAUGCUGUGACGAAUAUUAUUCAUACAUUGUUUUUGCAUAUUGUUAAUAUUAGUUUAUGUUAGUAUCUUAUUAGUAAAUUAAAGCUGACAGCAAAGAAAGCAAACCUUAUGUUCAUGUAGGUUUUGUUUGUAUCUAUUUAGCAAUUGACGUUUUUAUGUUUAUAAAACAAUUAAUAUACACCAUUGAAAAUAAAUGUAUGGAAAAAAUGACCAUAAUCAGUAAAAGUUUGAAUAUUAUUGUAUUAACAUUUUGACAAAUCAAAAAAUUUAAAGAUAUAUUAUGCUCAAAUUUAAAAUUUCAAAAUAUUGAUAUUUGCUACAUGGCCUCUAUGUAAUUGUUAAAACAUGUUUUAUGUAAAUACAGAGUAGAUAUGUCGCAUUUAAAAUGCAAAAUAAUAAUAAUGAUAAUAAUAAUAAUUCAUGUACCAGCUCUAUUUAUAACAUAAAUUUAUGUUUUAACAUGUUACCAUAUUUUUGCCGCUAAACGCCAUAACGUUUUUCGUGCGUUUUACGCGUGUUCCAUUAUGACGUCGCUUCUGGUAAUUUUAUUAUGUUUUGCACUGA
Messenger RNA from Ruditapes philippinarum (Manila clam), 1565 nucleotides. Its product is annotated as complement C1q tumor necrosis factor-related protein 5-like. The coding region runs from base 10 to 825 and encodes 271 amino acids. Gene Ontology annotation, molecular function: protein binding. Lineage: Eukaryota; Metazoa; Mollusca; Bivalvia; Venerida; Veneridae. The record is from RefSeq and is a predicted model, not a curated record. The transcript is spliced from 3 exons.